Ambispora leptoticha is the source of this 447-nucleotide messenger RNA. NCBI's taxonomy places the organism in Eukaryota, Fungi, Glomeromycota, Glomeromycetes, Archaeosporales, Ambisporaceae. The record is from the annotation of a GenBank genome assembly.
AUGCCUGUUACUAAUAAUAAUACAACUACCACUAAUGCGACAACUCCUCCUAAAACCACAAGCGACAACAAAAAUGACAAUAAAAUACAACAACUACAAAAAGAAAAAGAACAGCCCGAUACCUCUUUAAGUUUAGGCAAAUUUCCAUAUCCUGCAUGGACGUUUUCUACACUCUGUCUCGCUUCGUCGCCGCUGGCAAUACGAAAAAUCCAGGGAGUCCCUUCAUAUUUUCAAUGUAUGGCGUUUGGUGCGAUAUUUGGGUUUUCUGGUUAUAUUACGUAUACUGGAGACACCUAUAAUGGCGCGGGAACAUCAACAGCAUGGUCAUUGACAUAUUUAAUAAUUAACCUUCCCAAAUCAAUAAAAUCACGAAGACCAAUUCCAAUCACGCUUUCUACUGUCGCGUUGGCAAAUGCGAUCAUAUACGGUAAAGAGUCUUGGUUUUGA